UGAGCGAGCGCAGUGAGAGUGAGAGUGAGAUCAGUGCGUGUACAGAGGGCGCGCGCACUCUCAGCGCCUCACACCUACUGCAGGAGAGCGCGAGAGCAGCCCGGAGUCCGUGUCCCGCUCAGCUCGGACCUCCCGCACACUGUCUCAUCCCGAGGACCAGCACUGGGUCGGGUGUUUAAGUCCCGCUCGGCGCGCUGACACAGAGAGAGACACAGAGACACACGGGGAGACACAGAGACACAGAGAGAGACACACGGAACUGUCACCUGGAGCGCCGCCGCCGCCGCCGGUUUGUGCGUAAAAACGCGCGGAAAUGUUGCUGAAGUUGAUCGUGUUGUGGAUCAGCUGGAUCGGGGUGAGGACAGAGUUUGAUGGAGGGUGGCCCAGGCAGAUGGCGUCGUCCAACGGGCUGUGCCGCUACGGCGCCCGCAUCGACUGCUGCUGGGGCUGGACGCGGCGCUCUUGGGGGCACUGCCAGCCUCUCUACCCCUUAACCAACAGGGUACUCGGGAUAAGGUGCCAGGCCAAAGCUCUGUGUCAACACGGAUGCAAGCAUGGAGACUGUAUCGGACCCAACAAGUGCAAGUGUCACCCGGGUUAUACUGGAAAGACCUGCAACCAAGCGGAACAGCAGGAUUAUGUAAACCCCCCAAUCUGGGACAGUCUCCCCCCUCUAUUUGUUCCCAUGGACCAUCCGGCAGUGGGGGUGCCUUCGGAGGAUCUGAACGAGUGUGGCCUGAAGCCUCGGCCCUGUAAACACAGGUGCAUGAACACGUACGGCAGCUACAAGUGCUACUGCCUCAACGGCUACAUGCUUCAGCCUGAUGGGACCUGCGGAAAUGCGCGGACAUGCAGCAUGGCUAACUGCCAGUACGGCUGCGAGGUGAUGAAAGGCGAAGUUCGGUGCCAGUGUCCAUCUCCCGGCCUACAGCUCGCCCCAGAUGGCAGGACAUGCGUGGACGUGGAUGAGUGUGCCACGGGCCGUGGCGUUUGUCCUCGCUUCCGCAAGUGCAUCAAUACGUUUGGGAGUUACAUCUGCAAGUGUCACGACGGCUUUGACCUGCAGUACAUCAACGGCAAAUACCAGUGUACAGAUGUGGACGAGUGCGCGACUGGACAGCACCAGUGUAGCGGCUACGCCACCUGCUACAACACACCCGGUUCGUUCAAGUGCAAGUGCAAGGAGGGUUUCCGCCGGGGCACCGGGCACGAGUGCAAACCUAUCCCCAGAGUAAUCAUCGAGCCUCCCCGGCCUGGGAACAACAACAACAACAGAAUUCCAGAUACAGACCAGAAGAGGACCACCACCACCGCUCAACCUCCGGUGACAGCCAAAAGGAUCUCCCCCACAACGCUACCCUCAAAAACAACCUCACCACCAAGGAAAGUCCCAAUCCCACCACCCAAAAAGCCAACCAUCCCAACACGUAAACCCCCUACGACCCCUCCAAGACCCCCCACUGUAGUUACCCUUAAGCCUAAUGUCACACCUCAACGUCCCACCACCACCACCACCACUGCCACCACUACCACCACCACCACCAUUAUUACCACCACUAAAGCCCCAGUUCCAACACCAAGGGUGCCAGUUGUCCCCCCUCGCAGGACUCCAGUCCCACCAGUUACUCCCAUUGACAACAGCAUCCACAAAGACAACAAUGAAAAACAGAGGGGAGAUGUCCAUAUACCUCGGAAUAAUGGAAAUAACAACGUUCUCGGCAUCGAUUUAGACAUCGAACUGGGUAACACUGAGGACGAGCUGAAAGACGAGCCAGAGGAUGGAGUUCUGAGCUGCUCCUUUGAUCAGGGUCUUUGUGACUGGAUCCAGCACAAGGAGGGAGACGUGCACUGGGAGACCGUACCAGACCCGUCAGGGGGAAAGUAUCUGACCAUCUCAGAAGUACUGGGCAAGCGGAGUGGCCGUGGAGCUCAGCUCAGUCUCCCCCUGGCGUCUCCCUGGAGCGAGGGUAACCUGUGUCUGGCUUUCCGGCACAAGCUGGCGGGUCACCACGUGGGCAUGCUGCAGGUGUUUGUGCAGAAAGGCCGACAGCACAGUCCGGCGGUGUGGGGUCGCACAGGGGGCAGCGGCUGGAGGACGACACAGAUCACACUGUGGGGCAACGGCCUGGAGAGUGUGAUUGUGAAGGGUGAGAGGCGAAGAGGUCACACUGGAGAGAUGGUGCUGGAUGACAUCAGUCUGAGAAGAGGCGUCUGUCAGGAAGAACAUCUCCUGAGAAGACUCUAACAAAGACAGACAGGACAGUCGUCUCAGCCGAUCAUUGAGUUGAGAGAGAAGCGAGGGAUCUGCUUUUCCGUGGACUUCCCUCGAGGUUAGGAGUGUGUCUCGUACAAACAGACGAAUGCCCAAUCUCGCCAGUUGCUGGAUCAAAUCGUGCACGGAAUACAGAAAUUCAAACAAACAAUAGUUUCGGACAAGGAAAACACGCCAGGUUCUUUUGUAAAUGUCAUACGCUUGAUGUAUGAUUUUCAAUGAGAUGAUAGAAAAAAAAAAAGCGGACCCAGCUGUGCCACGGCCACGUUUGCUCUUGAGACUGCCUUUUUAAAGCCUUUUUAAACUAGCCAACGAGAGCAUUGUGUGCUUUGAAUCUAACCGAGAGACAACGUAUUUCCAUUGUAUCAUUGUAAAUGUAUCCGUGUGUACAUAUAUAUAAAUAUAAAUAUAUAUAAAUAUAAAUAUAUUAUAGAUAUAUUUGGAAAAGAUGCUAGUGCAGAAUUACAGUACGUGAAUCCUCCACCAUGUCUAAGUGAUGCAGGGCGAUGUUUUACGCAGCCUGAUUUCGAGUGUUCUCUUGGCAUUACGUAUACUGUAAACUACCAGCCAGUAAAAUUGUAAAUUGUUUUGCAUUACAUUUUUUUUUUAGUGGCUGUAUCAGCCAUCCUGUAUUGGCAUAUGAUACACGUGUGUACCCUUUAACAGUAGGACACGACAACCUUUUUUUUUUUUUUCCACCCGAACCCCUGCUGUCCUCACUCUUGUUUUAGACAAAAUGAUGUCAGUAUUUAAAGAUUUAUGCCAAUAAAAGUUGUGAAUGUACACUUUA
Molecule: messenger RNA, 3062 nt
Organism: Clarias gariepinus (North African catfish)
Lineage: Eukaryota; Metazoa; Chordata; Actinopteri; Siluriformes; Clariidae
Gene: npnta
Product: nephronectin a
Exons: 14
Coding region: 314-2245 (643 amino acids)
Cellular component (GO): membrane
Molecular function (GO): calcium ion binding
Source: RefSeq, a predicted model, not a curated record